AUGAGACAUUCCAUAGUUAGGUUGGUUGCUUUAUGUUCCUCCUACAUACGUGUGAGUGGAAGUGAUGUUGGAAGGGGAGCGAAUGUGGUCACAAUUGUUGUCAUUGUAAAUAUGCUAGUUUAUGAUCUUGCGAUCCUGGGGCUUUGUGCACGUGUAUGCGACACUCACGAGUGGCCCGAAACCAGAUUCCAGCAACCAGAAAUGGAUCUUAUUUAUUUUCAUACAUUGGUUUCUCUUAUUCGGGAUGUUCUUUGCUUUGUUACUUUCAAUCGAUUUCGCUUAGCUUUCAAGUCCCCAUAUCCGGCAAAAGGUUUGGAUUUAGACCAUUCUAUCUGGUGUCCUGCCAUUUUAGAAGAUCAUUGCUCCCGUAUAUGGGCUGCAUCGGCUGACAGGACUCCAACUAGUAGUGGUGGUGGCAGUGGAAACGAUGGGAUCCAAACCGUCUCCGUUUCAUGCGCUGGCACACUUUCGGGUAACGGCUAUUCAUUCGGACCUACCGGCGCUGGUGGCCCUAUAGUAAAGGUCCCUAGUACUUCAGGGCCUUGUCUUUUACCGAGAUGCAGCAGCUGUCAACCAGCCAAUACCAUAGCAGCCAAUCCUCUACCGACCUGGUUAAUUUCUGCACCGCUUUCUCUUCCUCCUCAGAUUCAUUCUCUUGCGCCACUCCCCUCGUCUACUACAAAUGAUGUCUUUAACCCACCUCGUUCAGCAUCGUCAUCUCAGCAACAUGUUUUCCUGUUGCAACAAGACUCUCGUCCACCGGUGCCCUCUUACACUUCUUUUAUUCCUGGAGCGAGCCAAAAACAGACUGGAUUUCACGUUACACCCAAUACAGAGUGUCCUGACUGUGCCACCAGCCCAUUACGUCUUGCAACUGCUCGGGGAUAUCGUUAUUCGCAGCGAAGACAACAGCCUCGUGCUAGACUUCGUCGGCGUAGCCCCGCUGUCGCCAACACCAAUGCUAACCACGCUUCUAUCGCUACCACUUGCACUCUGGGUUGCCGUCCGAGUUCUGGUAACGUAGCAUUUACGUUAGCCUCACAGAUUGAAGCUGCAUGGCCGCACAGAGACAUAUUGCUUCCACAUCCAAAUGAGAUGAGUCGUUCAGCCCCCACUGAACAUGGUCCUUCUGUUAAUACGUGCGAUGGCUUUCAACACCAAUGA
Molecule: messenger RNA, 1164 nt
Organism: Protopolystoma xenopodis
Lineage: Eukaryota; Metazoa; Platyhelminthes; Monogenea; Polystomatidea; Polystomatidae
Source: the annotation of a GenBank genome assembly